AUGGACAGUCUUGUUAAGUACGAAGCUUGUGGAUGGGGAUCUGCUGGCAGAGGCGAGGGCAGAGUGGGGGGUCCGGGUUAUCGUCACAAAGCAGCGGUUUGGUUUCAGGGGCCAUUGGGGUUUCCAGCAUGUUUCAAUCGGUACGAGGGGUGGCAAGGGGAGAGGGAGAAGGUUGCUCCGGGCCUGCAAAAAGUGGGGGUUACGGAGUUCUCUGCAGCUUCGCUGGGAGGUACGAUUCUGCCAGAUAUGGAUUUUCGGUUUGGGGAAAUCAUGGAACAGUACGGAGGAAGUCAUCUUGGGUCUGCCAAUGGGAGUAACAAAGGCAAAGCAACAUUACUACCGAGGCUCAAGAUCACGGUUCCACGUUUUGACAACACGGAGUUGAUAAAUGGUUACCCUCGGACCCUUAUUGGGUGGUGUAUGAACCCGUUGAAGCAGGACAUGAAUGCUCUACUGGUCAUGUUUCUGAGGAUAUGGAAGGUUGAAGACUAUGUCGCCGGAGCAGAUCUCGGUAUGGGGCAUUUCCAGUUUGACUUUGAUGAAGAGGAAGACAUCACUUCUGUUCUGCAGAUGGAACCGUACCAUUUCGAUGGUUGGAUAGUGGUGUUAGUUCGAUGGGAGCCUAUUGGGGAGGCUAUCGGAGAUGUUCAUGCUAUAGAUUUGGAUGGAGGUAGAGUACGAUUGACGCUAGAUGCUUUCAAACCAAUCAUUUUUGAGACAAUGGUAGAGUUUCAGGGAGGUGUGGAGACAGUGGUGAUUCUACGAUAUGAGAGACUCCAAGGUUGUUGCCGUGAAUAUCACAGCAUUUGUCAUGACACAGACCGAUGUCCAGUGUUAUAUCCGAAGAGGGAAAGAUCAACAGAGAGCAGGUACAAGGAGGAUAAACCGGAUGGAGGGGUCACUAGCUAUAAAGGGGCCCUUACUAGCAAUGGAAUUUCCUCGAUGUCUGAUCGUGAGCCACAACAGGGUUCCAAAGAUAUGCUGAAAGGAAAGGGAAAGAUCUCGGAGGUCAGAGAGACACGGAAGGCUCCUCCUUCCGGUGUGAAGCUGGAUGGUGAUAACUCGGGAGGCCACAGGGUAGCAGCACGGUCAUAUCCGCCGAGAGAAGGAAAACAAAGAUAUGGGGGCAUAACCAGAGGCAUUCAUCGGGGCCAGGAGAGAUUCAUAACGAAGCAAAAGGUCCGAAAAGAACUGGAUUUUAAACAAGGGGAGAUCGGAAUGGAUGAUCUUGGUGUCAUGAUUGACAGAGUGGCUAUGGGGGAUGGGCUAGAGGACAAAAGGAAUAAUACAGUCACAAGUGAUCAUAAUGACCCAGCGGAGGAGGAGUUUCUGGAAAUGGGAGAUGAUCUUGGAGAUGAGGAUGAGUUGGGGGCUCUCUUUAUGGAAGAGUGGAAAGCAGAGGUACAACACAAGGUGAAGCACGAUGUAGAACAGAUAACGGAUCUGGGUAACAUUGAAGAGCUAGUGACUGUGGGAGGAGAUGGGGAUGGUUCUUUGGAGGAGAGUGAAAAUUAA
This is a messenger RNA of Thlaspi arvense, 1515 nucleotides long. The record is from the annotation of a GenBank genome assembly. Lineage: Eukaryota; Viridiplantae; Streptophyta; Magnoliopsida; Brassicales; Brassicaceae.